AUGUUCUGGCCCGAGUUCUUCCUCCACUCCCUCCCCUCCUUCUUCUAUCGCCAACUCACCCUAACCCCUCCUUACCCCUCCACCGACUGCACCGGCAAGACCCUCCUCGUCACCGGCGCCAACACUGGACUUGGCAAGGAAGCCGCGCGCCACUACGUCCGUCUCAACGCGGAGAAAGUCAUCAUCGCGUGUCGGAGCGUGGAGAAGGGCGAGGCGGCCGUAAGAGAUAUUGAGCAGACGACGGGGAGGAAGGGGGUGUGCGAGGUAUGGCAGUUGGAUCUGGGGAGUUACGAGAAUGUGAAGGAGUUUGCGGGGAGGGUGAAGGGGUUAAGGCGGGUAGACGGGUUUGUGGAGAAUGCGGUAGGUUCCAUGCCAUUGUUAUUGGGGCUACGGAAGAGUGCUAAUGAGGUUCUGCAGGGCAUCAGCACGAGCGAGUAUAAGCUUGUGGAAGGCAACGAGUCGACCAUCACCGUCAACGUCGUCUCGACAUUCCUGCUCGCGCUGCUCGUCAUCCCGAAACUCCAGCAGACAGCGCGCGAGUUCAACAUCGUGCCCACUCUCACCAUCGUCUCUUCCGAAGUCCACUUCUUCACACCCUUCCCCGAGCGCAAAGCCCCCUCCAUCUUCGCUACCGUCAACGAUCAAAAGGAAGCCCGCAUGGCCGACCGCUACAACGUCUCCAAAAUGCUCGAAGUCCUCGCCUGCCGCGAAAUCGCCUCCCUCCACCCCGUCUCCCAACUCAACGUCACGCUCAACUUCGUCAACCCGGGGCUCUGCUACUCGGAGCUGCUGCGCGAAAUGUCUGGCAUCGGGAUCCGGAUCUUUAUGAAGUUGCUCGCGCGCACGACGGAGGUGGGGAGUCGUACGUUGGUGCAUGCGGGGCUGGCGGAGCCGGAGACGCAUGGGAAGUAUUUGAGUGAUUGCCGGAUCACGGAAUGUGCGACGAUCGUUGAGGGCAAGGGAGGUGCGGAGGUGCAGAGGAGGUGGUGGGGAGAGUUGGCGCAGAAGCUGGAGGAGAUCCAGCCGGGGGUGACGAAGGUGUUGGACGCGAAGGCGUAG
This is a messenger RNA of Saxophila tyrrhenica, 1059 nucleotides long. RefSeq lists its product as uncharacterized. The transcript is spliced from 2 exons. The record is from RefSeq and is a predicted model, not a curated record. Bases 1 to 1059 code for a protein of 352 amino acids. Lineage: Eukaryota; Fungi; Ascomycota; Dothideomycetes; Mycosphaerellales; Extremaceae.